AUGAGCUGCUUCGGCUGUUGUGAAGAUGAUGAUAUGCAUAAAGCGCCCGACCAUGGAGGUCCAUACAUGGUCAAAAACCCAGCAGGAAAUGAGGGAAGCAAUCACGCCUCAGGAACUGCACCUAGGGGUGCUCAAGCUGUAAAGGUCCAGCCUAUUGAAGUUCCUACUGUACCAAUAGAUGAACUUAAGGAAAUUACCGAUGGCUUUGGGACAAGUGCUUUGAUUGGAGAGGGUUCAUAUGGAAGAGUAUACUAUGGCGUACUCAAAAGUGGGCAGCAUGCAGCAAUCAAGAAGUUAGAUGCGAGCAAGCAACCUGAUGACGAAUUUCUGGCGCAGGUUUCUAUGGUAUCAAGGCUGAAACAUGACAAUUUUGUUCAAUUGCUUGGUUAUUGUGUUGAUGGGAGUUCACGUGUUCUUGCCUAUGAGUUUGCAUCUAAUGGAUCUCUUCAUGAUAUUCUACAUGGAAGGAAAGGUGUUAAAGGAGCACAACCUGGUCCAGUUUUGUCAUGGGCACAGCGUGUUAAAAUUGCCGUGGGUGCUGCAAAAGGGCUCGAGUAUUUGCACGAAAAGGCUGAUCCCCACAUCAUUCAUCGCGACAUCAAGUCUAGCAAUGUGCUAAUAUUUGAUGACGAUGUUGCUAAGAUUGCGGACUUCGAUUUGUCCAAUCAAGCUCCUGAUAAUGCAGCACGUCUUCACUCCACUCGUGUGCUAGGAACUUUUGGUUAUCAUGCCCCUGAAUAUGCAAUGACUGGACAGUUGAAUGCCAAGAGUGAUGUUUACAGUUUUGGUGUUGUUCUGCUUGAACUUUUGACUGGAAGAAAACCCGUUGAUCAUACAUUACCAAGGGGACAGCAGAGUCUAGUAACAUGGGCUACACCAAAACUCAGUGAAGACAAAGUUAGGCAGUGCAUUGAUUCAAGACUAGGAGGAGAAUACCCACCAAAGGCGGUUGCGAAGAUGGCUGCAGUUGCUGCCUUGUGUGUGCAAUAUGAAGCUGAUUUCCGCCCAAACAUGAGCAUUGUUGUCAAAGCUCUCCAACCCCUGUUAAACGCUCGGCAGCAUGGACCCACAGGGGAAGUACCAAACUUGUGA
Messenger RNA from Prunus armeniaca (apricot), 1092 nucleotides. The record is from the annotation of a GenBank genome assembly. Lineage: Eukaryota; Viridiplantae; Streptophyta; Magnoliopsida; Rosales; Rosaceae.